AUGGCAGCAUCUGAGGUAGCUGGCGUGGUGGCCACUGCUCCGAAUCCUGCGGAAUCCUCUUCUAGUGUUUGUGCUUCCAAACCAGAUGAAGGUCCCCCAGAUGGUCUAAGCCCCAAAGACCCUGCACAGAAGCAUAAGAACUCGCCUCUGUCGAGUGUAAGUAACCAAACGAUAACCAAGGAGAAUAACAGAAAUGCCCAUUUGGAACACCCAGAGCAGAAUCCUGGCUCAUCAGCAGGUGACACUUCAGCAGCGCACCGGGCGGUUUUAGGAGAAAACUUGAUAGCCACGGCCCUUGGUCUGUCUGGCGGUGGGUCCCAGUCUGAUCUGAAGGACGUGGCCAGCACGGCAGGAGAGGAGGGGGACACGUGCCUUCAGGAGAGCCUCCACCCCGCCACUCGGUCUCUUAAGGCAGGGUGCCAUACAAAGCAGCUUGCCUCCGGGAAUUGUCCUGAAGAGAAGGCCCCACAAGCCUCCAUCCUAAAGGAAGGGAGCAGGGACCCAGGCUUGGAGUUCCCACCUGUGGUGCCUCCAGCAAAUGGGGUUGAAGGAGUCAGAGUGGAUCAGGAUGAUGAUCAGGAUAGCUCUUCCCUGAAGCUUUCUCAGAACAUUGCUGUCCAGACUGACUUUAAGACGACUGAUUCAGAGGUAAACACAGAUCAAGAUAUUGAAAAGAAUCUGGAUAAAAUGAUGACAGAGAGAACCCUGUUGAAGGAGCGUUACCAGGAGGUCUUGGACAAGCAGAGGCAAGUGGAGAAUCAGCUCCAAGUGCAAUUAAAGCAACUACAGCAAAGGAGAGAAGAAGAAAUGAAGAAUCACCAGGAGAUAUUAAAGGCUAUCCAAGAUGUAACAAUAAAGCGAGAAGAAACGAAGAAGAAAAUAGAGAAAGAAAAGAAGGAGUUUCUGCAGAAGGAGCAGGAUCUAAAAGCUGAAAUUGAGAAGCUUUGUGAGAAGGGCAGAAGAGAAGUGUGGGAAAUGGAACUGGAUAGACUCAAGAAUCAAGAUGGUGAAAUAAAUCGGAACAUUAUGGAAGAGACAGAACGGGCCUGGAAGGCAGAGAUCUUAUCAUUAGAGAGUCGGAAAGAGCUGCUGGUAUUGAAACUAGAAGAAGCAGAAAAAGAGGCAGAGCUACACCUUACUUACCUCAAGUCAACUCCCCCAACACUAGAGACAGUUCGUUCCAAACAGGAGUGGGAGACAAGACUGAAUGGAGUUCGGAUAAUGAAAAAGAAUGUUCGGGACCAAUUUAACAAUCACAUCCAGCUCGUGAGGAAUGGAGCCAAGCUGAGCAGCCUUCCUCAGAUCCCUACCCCCACCCUGCCUCCACCCCCAUCAGAGACAGACUUCAUGCUUCAGGUGUUUCAGCCCAGUCCCUCUCUGGCUCCUCGGAUGCCCUUCUCCAUCGGGCAGGUCACAAUGCCCAUGGUCAUGCCCAGUGCAGAUCCCCGGUCCUUGUCUUUCCCAAUCCUGAACCCUGCCCUUUCCCAGCCCAAUCAGCCUUCCCCACCCCUUCCUGGCUCCCAUGGGAGAAGUAGCCCCAGCCUGGGUUCCCUUGUCGGCCCCCAUGGUCCACACAUGCCCCCUGCCGCCUCCAUCCCGCCUCCCCCAGGCUUGGGUGGUGUUAAGGCUUCUACUGAAACUCCCCGGCCCCAACCAGUAGACAAACUGGAGAAGAUUCUGGAGAAGUUGCUGACUCGGUUCCCACAAUGCAAUAAGGCCCAGAUGACCAACAUUCUUCAGCAAAUCAAGACAGCACGUACGACCAUGGCAGGUCUGACCAUGGAGGAGCUGAUCCAGCUGGUAGCUGCGCGACUGGCAGAGCAUGAGCGGGUGGCAGCAAGUGCUCAGCCACUUGGUCGGAUCCGGGCCCUGUACCCUGCUCCAUUGGCCCAAAUCAGUACCCCAAUGUUCUUGCCUUCUGCCCAAGUUUCAUAUCCUGGGAGGUCUUCACAUGCUCCAGCCACCUGUAAACUGUGUCUAAUGUGCCAGAAACUCGUCCAGCCCAGCGAGCUGCAUCCGAUGGCAUGUACCCACGUGCUGCACAAGGAGUGUAUCAAAUUCUGGGCCCAGACCAACACAAAUGACACUUGUCCCUUUUGUCCAACUCUUAAAUGA
Rangifer tarandus platyrhynchus (Svalbard reindeer) is the source of this 2115-nucleotide messenger RNA. The record is from the annotation of a GenBank genome assembly. Lineage: Eukaryota; Metazoa; Chordata; Mammalia; Artiodactyla; Cervidae.